UAAACGAUACUCCGUUGGCAAAAUGAGUGACAACACUGAAGACGUUUUCGACGAUAUUUUGGAAAAGAUAGCUGGGGAUCUCUACGGGGAUCUAGUCGUCGCUAAUUUAGGAAAGAAACUAGGAUUUAAACCUGCAGCUUGCGGUCGGUUCAAUGAUGAAAACGCGCGACAAGGGGGCUCACACAUGGGCACUCUGAAUAUGCUUCGAAAAUGGCGUCAAGGGCAAAUAAAGAGUGAGCAAAGGGAAAAUCUGAAAGCUGCCCUGGACAAAGCUGGCCAUAAAGAAAUGGCGGAUGAAUACUUGUCUGCUAAUGAUGUGGAGCAACAAGCAAGUCACGCAUCGGCUGCUUCAACGGUGCAAGGUGCAAGCUCCCAGUCUUCCCAGGGAGAGGAAGGCCACGAUGAAGUUGAGCCUGACGGGAAAGGUUACUACAAGCAGACGAUGAAGCAAGCCAUCCCUUCUCAAGAGCAGCUGGAUGAAAAAGAGAAUUACAAAAUGGAUGUUUCCACAAAGGGUCACAUGUUCAUUUUAAACAUGAGUAAAGACAGAACGGGAUCAGAAGUUGACGUUCGAAAUAUUGUGCACGUGUUCGGGGAAAUAGGUUUCGAGAUUGAAACCCAUUCGGAUUUGACUGCUGAGCAACUUAAAGAAAAGCUAGGGAUGUUCAUGAAGUCUCCUUGCCAUAACGGCAUGUGCUCUGCUGUGUUCAUGCUCAUGGGACAUGGCAACGAGACAGGGAUUGAAUGCAAGCAUAAACAAAUAGUAUCUUUGGAGAUCAUCAUGAAACAGAUUCGUGGGAUAAAUUCCAUGAUUGGAAAGCCCAAGAUGAUUUUCUUCCAAUGUUGCCGUGGAGAAGGCACAGGAAAAAUGGAAGAAACGGAUCAGGUUGAGACCGAUGAGGCAAUAGCAGCCAAAUCCGACGUUCUCAUGGUCCAUGCUACAACAUACGGAAACAAAGCCUAUAGAGACAGAGGCAAGGGUUCGUGGUUCAUUCAGAAGCUAUGUGAGGAACUCCUUGCGAAUGCACAUGCCAGUGAUUUGUCUACCAUGUUAGAUCGGGUAACGGAACAAGUUGGGAAGAUGGGCUCUAAAAAUAAAGGUCAAUGUGUAGUGGUCACUAAACAAGGGAUCAGGAAGAAGAUAUAUUUUCUUCCUAAAUACCCCCAGCAAAGAAUGCAGAUUCCAGCAGAAGAGUGUUGAAUAAGGAAGGAAUGUUUCACUUUUAAAUUUUCUUGUUUGUAUAAAAGCAUGACAUUUGGCAUGUAGAAAGAGUUUUGAUACUGCGUCCCUUUGUUGUUUAAUACGGUGCCGCAAGAUAUUUUUUUUAUUCGUAACCAAUGGCAUGAAAUAAUAUUGUAGAUUUAAAUUGUGUCAAAUUUGGGCAAGUCCUUUAGGUGCCCAUUUAUAUCAAUAUUUUGUACAUAAAAAUAUAAUGAAAAUACUGAACAGUAAUAAUGAUAACGAUAAUAAAUACUUAAAAGGCGCACCUAUCUACUAACUUACUCAAGGCGCUAUACAAAAAAAAAUACAUGAAAUACACAAAUCUCCCUCUAAAAUUUUAACAGCAUAAUAUCUUUAGCAACUCUGAGUAAAUAAAACCGUUUUAACAUGUUUCUGAAAGGUUUCUAGGCAUUGAAUGUUUCGAAUAGCACUUGGGAGCUUGUUCCAGAAGACUGGUGCAAAAUGCACAAAUUCACGGCAACGAGUAUUUUUAUUUUCAUUCUCGUCGGUCAAACUUGAAAUAUUUUAAAUCAACUCAAGAUGUGGCACAGAAGAUCCAAAUAUCCCCCAAACUAAAUAAAAAAAAAGAGAAAAUGUCCACAAUUUAUGUAUUUCCCUUGUAUAGGGUUUAUUUUAAAAAUAUUUUUUUUAAAGAAAUGCACAUUCAAAAUUGCAUCCAAUUUGAAUUCCUGCAGAAUUGUUAAACAGGCUUUUGCAUCGGAUAUUGUUUGCGUUUUUGCAUUAAACAUCGAAGGUGGUAGUAAAGAGUUAACAUGCUGAAGGAGUAUGGCUGUACUGUAUCUUCUUUGAUCGUUGCUUCCGAUAUCGCAUUUCAUUCGAAUGUUAAAAUAUUAGGAUGUUAAGGAUGUACCUUCAACGCAUUGUUUUUUUUAAUAUAGCCGAGGAGGUAAAAAACAAGAAAAUGCUGUGCUAAGAUAUGUAUUUGUUUGGAAUAUGAUUAUUGCAUACUUUAGAAUAAAAACAUAUACAAAAUAAGUUUUUUGAUAUGCUUCAUCAUGAUAAUCAGGUAUUUCGUUCAUCUAUAGUUCUACAGUGAGAAAUAUUAUAUUUUACACUGACCUGUGUUGUAACCUAAGAUGUAUAGCAUACAGAUUUCUAUCUUUAUACUAAGAUAUAAUCAUCAAUACUCAGUGUAAACUUUUCAAGCAAAUAGCCACAUCUCAAAUCAGACCGAGGCCAUUUAUUAUGUGACGACCGUCUUCAAAUAUUAUGAAGCAUUAUGUAAUCUCCAAAAGAGUUACAUUUAAGCCGUAAACAAUUUGACCUCGUUGAGAAUCUUGAUGAUAAGCAAAUGGAAUUAAUGAAUAUAAAAUACAAUUGUUAUUCCGUCUGCCAUCGCAUGGGCUAUCACAACGUGAGCUUGUCAUAUAAAGUCGAUUUCUAAAUUGUGGUCUACAAUUCAGAAAGUGAAAUGAAAGAUUAGAAAAGCUUAUCUUCAACCGAUAAUUUCUUUUGGGCCUUUGGGCCCUUUAUUUGUUGUCAUAUUGGGCACCUUUGUAACACAUUUUGUUGAUUUCAAGUACAUGUUGUUUGACUGAUCAUGAUUGGAACCAUGUUAAUCAAAUUCAUCAAAUCAGUGUGUAUCUGAUAUUUGAAUAGGCCCUUUAUUUACAAAAGAAUGCCCAACCAAAGUGCUGGUUCGAAUUCGUUGAGGUCCUGAAAUGUUGUAUAAUAAGUAACAUAUUAAAACGAAAAUAAA
Strongylocentrotus purpuratus (purple sea urchin) is the source of this 2942-nucleotide messenger RNA. Its product is annotated as caspase-3. Gene Ontology annotation, molecular function: protein binding; cysteine-type endopeptidase activity. Gene Ontology annotation, biological process: proteolysis; signal transduction. The record is from RefSeq and is a predicted model, not a curated record. Lineage: Eukaryota; Metazoa; Echinodermata; Echinoidea; Camarodonta; Strongylocentrotidae. The transcript has 9 exons. Bases 23 to 1201 code for a protein of 392 amino acids.